Messenger RNA from Gongylonema pulchrum, 614 nucleotides. NCBI's taxonomy places the organism in Eukaryota, Metazoa, Nematoda, Chromadorea, Rhabditida, Gongylonematidae. The record is from the annotation of a GenBank genome assembly.
AUGUUCUUCUCAGUUAUGUACUGUAGGCAACAUACCGGGAAUCCCGGGGUUGCCAGGAAAGUAGAUGAUGAGCUGAUUGUGUCUGCAAUGUUGAUAGCAUGCGAAGAAGGAAAUUUAGCUGGACUCGAUCAGCUUGCUGUUCUUCAUCGUAUUAAUCUGAAUAUCGCAAACUCUAUGGGUGAAACAGCAAUGCAUGUGAGCGCUGGUGCGGGACAGUUCGAUAUGGUGCAUUAUUUGCAUAUGAAAGGUGCGGCGCUGGAUGCAGCGGACCGGCACGGCGACACGCCGUUAUUCUGGGCUGCUCGAAAUGGCCAUACCAAUAUUGUCAACUACCUCACCAAUGAGGAAAACGUCAAUGUUAACACCCUCAAUAAGAGUAAAGAAAGUGUGCUUCACGUUGCCACUCGAUAUGCGCAACUGGAAUCAGUGCUUUUGUUACUGGAGCGUGGCGCCAAUCCAGCCUUACAAGACGAGCACGGUGAAACAGCACUGCACAUAGCAAGUUGGCACGGAUAUGCAGCGCUGCUAGGAGUUCUUUGCAAGUUCAGUCCACCAGUGCUUCUGAAAAACCAGGUAUACUGUUAUUUCUGGAUUUGGCGUCAAUGCCGUUAACU